Molecule: messenger RNA, 1869 nt
Organism: Umbelopsis ramanniana AG
Lineage: Eukaryota; Fungi; Mucoromycota; Umbelopsidomycetes; Umbelopsidales; Umbelopsidaceae
Exons: 5
Coding region: 188-1723 (511 amino acids)
Source: RefSeq, a predicted model, not a curated record
CAGCAGUUAUGAUUGGACUGUCGAAAAGUAUUGUAAGUAUCCUUAUUGGAUUCAGCUCCCUGCCUUGCCCAAUUAAACUGUGGACUUGUGACGGAAUUUGAAUGACACAUCUGACCCAAAACCUACCGAGUGUGUUCAUUUGCUUACCGUGACAUUACGGCCACUGACCUGUUUGGCUUUCGCAACCAUGGCAAACAAAGCAUACGACCAGACGCUCAACCGCGCAGAAUCUGAUGUUCGCGGCUGGCUUGAUGGCCUUGAAGAUCUGCAGAGCAACAACCAUCCGUACACAGCAGCGAUGUCACAGAACAUAGCAGGCAAUGGUACCGCUCAAUCGGAUAGAAACGGAGAAAAGUUUAUACGUAGACCACAAUCCGCUGCAUCUAUAAGCUCGCAAGACAGCAUAAACCUCGAUGACAUUAUCAGAUCAAACGAUACGAUAGAUAUUCAAGAGACUGGAUUAAUGCCGUACCUAGAAGAUCUCGAUAUAGACGACGCAAAUGAUGAAUUUUGGAAGAUGGAUGAGGCGCUGACAAAUCUACAUAUUGCAAAAAACCAUCCAAUGCAAUCUGUAAAGGCAGCCAGUAAAACAACACAGCCCCAUCCAAGUUUAAAGAUGCUCUCGGAUAAUAUGAACGUUUCCUCAAAGCAUAUGGAGCCCUUGAGCAGUGAUUUGGACGAUACGUCAUCCGAAUCUUCACUCAACAACCAAGCUAUUGAUGCGUUUGACGUCGAUCAUUACUGGAGUGAAUCUCUAAAGGAUGAGGCUGAUCGCAAGCGGAGCGCAGACGGCGGUUUAGGAAUUUCUAGGAAUAGUACCUUUUCAAAAUCGAAUGACUCCCUUUCGUCGGAAAAUACUAUCCUGGCAAAAAAUGCGCUAUACGCAAGCUCUAUCAGUAGGAGACAAACUGGUGGCAAUAUACCCAUUGGGGGCCGAUCCCCAAGCCAAAGUAGUGAGAACAGCUAUACGUCCCAGUCAACCAUGCCAGUUUCCAAUGCUAGUGGAACAGCGCAAACAUCACCAACGUCUUUACGACCAUGCCAGUCAAAUUCGAGCUCAUAUAGACCAUCCAGUAGAUUGAGCGACUAUUCAGUACAAAGUUACGGUUCGGCAUCCGGUCUACCUCGGCCCAAACCUACUUCCAACGACAAACUUGUUGGAAGCAAGUCGUUUUCAGCACGCUCAUCUAUCAUUGCGGCCAAAAAAUCGUCUGGCUUGAAAGAACCCAGCAUGUUGCCUAGAAUGCCCUCACGGCCAGCGGGUUCGAUGAAUACGUCGGGCUCAUCCAACACUUCGAAGCUUGCAAAGAGAGCGUCUCAUAUUCCUGCGCCAUCCAAAACAAGAACCACCCCUAUACCUCAAAAGACCUUAUCAUCGUACUCUAAUGGAAGAGAUUCACCCAGUAGAAUGUCAUCUAAAGUCCCCGCCCCACCGGUACCAAAACUUCCACAUGGAACGAGUUCCCUAAGGAUGACAAGCAACACUUCAAGGUCAUCAAAGGAAUCUUCAGAUACAUAUCCUCUUUCCCGUGGUACCUCCCAAGUUGGAUCAACAGCCAUUGCUCGACCCUUUGCAGCUCCGAAGCAACCUACGAAAUCACCUAAUAGCCAGUUCUUGAACGAUAGUCAGCCUCGAGAGCCUGCAUCGAUGCUUCCUCGGCGGAGCAUGACCCCAAAUGCCGCCCGUAGUCCAAGUCGCAUUGGCGUAAUGCGAAAACCAUAAUUCUAUGUUAAUACUCAUCAUCAAGAAUAAUGCUUCAUGCUACAUACCCCCAUUUUAGCAAAGUCCCCUGCUAUAGCCAAAUGUCCCACUGUCGACAAUAAAUAGUACUCUGCCUUUUCCUUCAUAACCAGUCAAAAGGGAUAGAC